AUGAUCAACGACGAUAGCAACGCUAAAAUCGAGCCUAAGCACUACGUCGAAUCCGAAGUUCGACCAUACACGCAAGAAGAGCAAUUCUUUGUCGACCAACCCGUUAUCCCUGGUUCUUACGUUGGUCCAGUUGACGAGACUCUCCCUGGCGCGGACAAGGCCCCUUUGCUUUUUCAGCCCCUCACGAUCAAGAAUUUAACAAUCCAGAACCGCAUUGUGGUCGCACCCAUGUGCCAAUAUUCUUCUAAAGACGGUAUCAUGGGGGAUUACCACCUUGUCCACUUGGGCCAAUUUGCACUGAAUGGCGCUGGACUUGUCUUAGCGGAGGCAACUGCUGUCGAAGCGCGUGGACGCAUUAGCCCUCAUGAUACCGGCAUUUGGUCCGAUGCUCAUAUCCCUGGCCUGAAGCGCGUUGUCAACUUUGUCCACGCCCAGGGAUCCAAGAUUGGUAUCCAGCUUGGCCAUGCUGGUCGCAAGUCGUCUGUACCUGGGUACUACGCAAAGCUAGAAGACUCAGACUACUGGCUUGAUGAAGUUAUUGCCCCCACUGGCGGCAUUGCAUAUGAUCACCACCACCGAGUGCCUCGCGAGCUGCAUAUUGACGAGAUCCCUGAGGUUAUUAAGGCUUUCGGUCAGGCUGCUCGUCGUGCUAACGAGGCAGGAAUGGAUACUGUUGAGAUUCAUGCCGCUCACGGUUACUUGAUUCACCAGUUCCUCUCACCCUUUACCAACAAGCGUACAGACAAGUAUGGUGGUUCGCUCGAGAACCGUGCCCGCCUCUUGCUUGAGGUUAUCGAAGUUGUUCGUGCCAACUUCCCUGCUGAGAAGCCUAUCUUUGUCCGUAUCUCAGCUUCUGAUAAUGUGGAACAUUUGAAAGAUGAGCCCUCCUGGGACAUCGAACAGACAGUUCAAGUUGCCAAGUGGAUUCAUGACGCUGGUGUGGAUGUUCUCCAUGUAUCUUCUGCUGGCAACGUGGCGCAGCAGCAGAUCAAGUACGCGCCCAGCUACCAGGUCCCCUAUGCAGAGCGUGUUAAGAAGGCAGUUCCUGGAUUGUUUGUGAUUGCAGUCGGGGUGAUCACCAGUGGUACGCAGGCUGAGCAGAUCUUGGAAGAGGGCAAGGCUGAUCUGGUUGCAUUGGCAAGAGGAUUCUUAAGAUAUCCUAAUUUUGUAUACAAUGCUGCAAAGGAGCUGAACGUCCGUCCCCGUUACACUGCACAGUAUAACAUGUUCCUUUCCAAAUCGACUUUGUAA
Messenger RNA from Lobosporangium transversale, 1251 nucleotides. RefSeq lists its product as hypothetical. The record is from RefSeq and is a predicted model, not a curated record. Gene Ontology annotation, molecular function: NADP binding; FMN binding; NADPH dehydrogenase activity. Gene Ontology annotation, cellular component: intracellular anatomical structure. Bases 1 to 1251 code for a protein of 416 amino acids. NCBI's taxonomy places the organism in Eukaryota, Fungi, Mortierellomycota, Mortierellomycetes, Mortierellales, Mortierellaceae. The transcript has 3 exons.